AUGUUCCUCACCUCGGAAAUCUCAUCGGGUCUACGCUAUCCGCCGAUGUCUUUGCCAGAUACUGCAGACAGCGCGGGUACAACACACUCUAUGUAUGUGGUAGGCACUGAUGAAUAUGGUACAACCUCUGAGGCAAGAGCUCUCACUGAAAAGUGCACGCCACAAGAACUUUGCGAUAAAUAUCACGCUAUACAUUCCGAUGUCUACAAGUGGUUCAAUAUCAGUUUCGAUACUUUCGGUCGCACUACCACUCAGCUAUAG
This is a messenger RNA of Penicillium macrosclerotiorum, 261 nucleotides long. RefSeq names its product methionyl-tRNA synthetase. The record is from RefSeq and is a predicted model, not a curated record. The coding region runs from base 1 to 261 and encodes 86 amino acids. The transcript is spliced from 2 exons. Lineage: Eukaryota; Fungi; Ascomycota; Eurotiomycetes; Eurotiales; Aspergillaceae. Gene Ontology annotation, molecular function: ATP binding; methionine-tRNA ligase activity. Gene Ontology annotation, biological process: methionyl-tRNA aminoacylation. Gene Ontology annotation, cellular component: aminoacyl-tRNA synthetase multienzyme complex; cytosol.